AUGCUGUCAGUCAUGAGAGAGUGCAUCAUUGGAGAAAUCAGGAGUGCAGACUUUGUCUCCAUUCAAGCUGAUGAAACAAUGGAUAUUUCUACUCAGUGUCAGCUUGUGCUUGUGAUUCGCUUCAUCGAUAAAGCCCAUCAUGUCCAAGAGCGUUUUUUUGAGUUCAUACCUCUUCAAAGUGCCACAGCUGAUUCCAUCGCCACUGCACUUCUUCAUAGGUUGAGCUCCAUUCUCCCUGACGACCAGAAGAGCAAGCUCAUUUCCCAAGCAUACGAUGGUGCAAGUGUCAUGAGAGGAGCCACAGGAGGUGUACAGAAGAAAGUCCAAGAUGUUUAUGUAAAUGCUCACUAUGUCCACUGCUAUGCUCAUCAACUAAACCUUAUCAUGCAGCAAGUGACUUCCCAUAUCCCAAAAGUGAGUCAUUUCUUUUCAGACCUGGCUGGAUUCUCUAGCUUUUUCUCAAGAUCUCCAAAGAGAACCAGCGUGCUUGAUAGAGUGGUAGCCCACAGACUUCCAAGAGCAAGCACAGUGAGGUGGAACUUCCACAUCCGAGCUGUGAACACUAUUUUUGAGCACAAAGAAGACCUGCUCCAGUGUUUUGGAAACAUCAGGGAUUCAGGAGAGUUUGAUCCUACCACUGUGAGAGAAGCUGGAGGGUUUGUGAGGCUGCUGGAGGAUGAUAGUUUCAGCUUCUUCCUGAAUCUGUUCCAUCUCAUCAUGCCACAUGUGGAUAUUCUCUACAGCCAGCUCCAGAAGAGGACCAUCGAUUCUGUCUUUGUUCAGGGAAUCAUGCAGAAGUUCACAGACAACAUACAAAAGAUCAGCCAAUACAGAGAGCUCUCUGUGGAGAACACAGUGGCAGUGGAUCUCAGCUGGCCAAGAAACGCCGCACCCUGGGCCCCGGUGAACUUCAGAGGGUAUCCACAGAGGUGA
This is a messenger RNA of Knipowitschia caucasica, 933 nucleotides long. Lineage: Eukaryota; Metazoa; Chordata; Actinopteri; Gobiiformes; Gobiidae. The record is from the annotation of a GenBank genome assembly.